Molecule: messenger RNA, 1871 nt
Organism: Rhopalosiphum padi (bird cherry-oat aphid)
Lineage: Eukaryota; Metazoa; Arthropoda; Insecta; Hemiptera; Aphididae
Product: eukaryotic initiation factor 4A-like
Exons: 3
Coding region: 156-1400 (414 amino acids)
Biological process (GO): cytoplasmic translational initiation
Cellular component (GO): cytoplasmic stress granule
Molecular function (GO): translation initiation factor activity; ATP binding
Source: RefSeq, a predicted model, not a curated record
GGCCGUAUUGACAGACAACGUCGUGCUUAUAUGUCAUAGAAUUACCAUCUUUUAUUUGCUGUAAUACUAGCAAAUAAUUUAAAACGUACAUAACUAUAAUUUUAAAAUCUUAAAAUAAUAUAUUAUUUUAAGUUUUAAGUUUUUUUUUUUAAAUCAUGGAGUCAAAUCUUGACACUAAUGAGACGAGAAAUGGAAGUGACACCAAUGUCUACCCAGGACCAUCCAAUAUAUACAUAGAUGCCGGUGAAAUUAAUAAAUCUGUCAGGAAAGAAGUGGUGGACAACUUCGAUGAGAUGAAUUUAAAAAAGGAAUUGUUGCGUGGUAUCUAUGCAUAUGGUUUUGAAAAGCCAUCAUCAGCUAUCCAACAACGUGCUAUUUUGCCAUGCAUCAAUGGACAUAAUGUCAUUAUUCAGGCCCAAUCCGGUACUGGCAAAACCGCUACUUUUUCAAUUUCUAUUCUCCAACAAAUUGAUACAAGAUUGAAUGAGUGCCAGGCACUCAUUUUGGCACCAACACGUGAAUUGGCUCAACAGAUUCAACAAGUGGUUAUUGCUUUGGGUCACUUUAUGAAAGCAGAUUGUCAUGCUUGCAUUGGCGGUACAAACGUUCGUGAUGACAUGCGUAAGCUGGAUACUGGACCCCAUGUAGUAGUUGGAACUCUUGGCCGUGUUUAUGACAUGAUUGCUAGAAAAUCACUACGAACUCAAUUUAUCAAGAUAUUUGUAUUGGAUGAAGCUGAUGAAAUGUUUUCUCAAGGUUUCAAAGAUCAAAUUAAAGAGGUGUUCAAGUUCCUCGAAGGAGAUAUUCAGGUCAUUAUGUUAUUUGCUACAAUGCCCCUGGAUGUUCUGGAUAUAAGCACUCACUUCAUGUGUAAUCCAGUAUACAUUUUUGUUCAGAAACUGACAUUGGAAGAUUCUAAACAGUUUUACAUCAAUGUUACCAAAGAAGAAUGGAAGUUUGACACUUUUUGUGCUUUGUUCGACACUCUUAGUAUCACCCAAGCUGUGAUCUUCUGUAACACACGUCGUAAGGUAGAGUGGUUGACUGAAAAUAUGCGUUUAAAAACAUUUACUGUAUCAGCUAUGCAUGGAGAAAUGGACCAACGUCGACGUGAUUUAAGUAUGCGUCAAUUCCGUUCUGGCUCUAGUCGUCUUCUUAUCACCACUGGUUUGUUGGCUCGAAGCAUUGAUGUACAACAAGUAUCUCUAGUUAUCAACUAUGAUUUGCCAUCCAAUCGCGAAAACUAUAUUCACAGGAUUGGACGUUUGGGCCGUUUUGGUCAUAAAGGAGUCGUCAUUAAUUUUAUAAUUGAAGACCACAAACGAGCUAUGAAGGAUAUUGAAUCAUUUUACAACACUCACGUGCUCGAGAUGCCACAGAAUGUGGCCGAUCUGCUGUAGACUAGGUGAAAAAGUUGUCUUUUAAAAUGUCUAGUAAAAACAUUGAUUGCAGGUUAUGGAUAAAAAAAAAUUAUGCACCACUGUAGAACAAACUACAAAGGACAAAUUUUUAAACUCUAAACUCUAAAUCUUUAUUAAUUUUAAUAUUAUACAUUUGUACGUAUUAAUAUAAAUGAUGAUAUAAUAAAAUAAUUUCAAGAAAAUAAUUAUUUUAAUCUGGUUAUAUGAAACCCGAUAGUUUUCCAUAAAUAAGUUUUUAUUUCAAUUUGCAGUGGUAGUGACCACUAUAUCAAAUAUUCAAAUAAAUUGUACUAUAAUCCAAGGGCGUCAUUUCGGGUGUGCGAAGUAUCAAGCAGGCCAUUUUAAAAUUUCACCAGGCCAUAUAAAAAUAAGAUGUGCUACGUACAUGUACAUUAUUUCCAUACACCAUGGACCGAAUCAAUGCAUUAACAUAACUAUUAAAAAUCAAUU